AUUUUAUGGUUCGCAUCACGUCAAGACGUGAAAAUAAUAAAGCAUUAGCUCUAUCGGAAACUGUCUUUCAUCUUAACCGAUGGUUUGCCAAUCAUAAAGGAACAACACAAAAAAGAAAUAAAUCAAAAAAUUUGACCCAAAAAUGGACAGCCCAAAAAAAAAUAAAAUAAACUUAGCAUUGACAGGUAUAUCGCUCUACUUGUACCUUUUCUUUCCUUUUUCUGUUCUUGUAAGAAACAAAGCUAGGAUAGAAUGAAAACGUCAGUGGUGUUCUCUGCCAUUGCCUGCUUCCUAUCAGCUACUGCUACGAUCAAUGCAUCUCCAGCAGAGGAGAACGGAGUUGCACCUGACAACUCUGUCUCUACCAGUGUUCUUUCUUUGACCUCUUUUGACAAUUUCAAGGAAGCCAUUCAAAGUCAUGAUCUCACCAUGGUCAAAUUUUUUUCACCCCAAUGCCGUCCCUGUCAGUCGUUAGCACCUGAGUUUGAGGCUGCAGCCAAGACCAUCCAAGAAUACGAUAACAAUGACCACUUUUUAUUAGCAGAAGUGGACUGUACAACCCACGGAGAAAUGUGUGCUCACUACCAAGUCAAUAUAUAUCCUACGAUGCAAGUGUUUAGAAAAGGCCAGCCUAUCGACAUUUAUAGUGACGCUCAUACUUCACAGCGUAUCGUGGAAUACAUGAAUCAUCGUUUAGAGUCCGGCUUAUCCGUCAUCAACAACAAAGAGGAACUAGAACAGCUGAAAGAAAAAGAACCGUUAUUAGCCGUCGCGUACGUGAAUGCCAAUGAUAAGGAGAUGAUCCAACGAUGGUCUGCCCUGUCAGACAAACUCAUUGACGACUUUGCUUUUGGUAUCGUCAUUGUCGAUGAGAAUUCAAAGGAAGACAUACAACAGAUGUACCCGUCACCACAGGCAGACCUGCACAGCACACCGACAGUUGUUCUUAUGAAGAGAUUUGACAAGGGUAUGGAUGUGUACGACGGCGAUACUAACGAUCCGGCACAAAUGGAAGAUUUUAUUAAACUCAAUAGUAUUCCUCUUCUUGGGGACAUCAACCCUGAUACCUUUAUGGAUUAUGUCGAUGCGGCCCGUCCCUUAGUCUAUCUCUUUUCCGAUUCUGACGAAAUGAAAGCUCAAUUGACGGAACAAUUGAAGCCGUUAGCAGAAAAGUAUAAAGGCGUUUAUGCUUUUGCGCAUAUUGAUGCUAAAGUCUUUGCAUCGCAAGCAGGCUUCUUGGGUCUCGAAAAUAACACAUGGCCCGCGAUAGCUAUUCAUGAUUUUAAAACAGGCGGCCGAUACCCUUUCAAGGCGCUCGCCGCUGAUCAUAUUUCCCUAUCACCCUCCCUGCAUGACGACCUUGACCGAUUUCUGGACAAAGUCCAUCAAGGCGAUGUGCAUGAACUCAUCCGUUCGGCAGCCAUACCGGAUCCGCACGUGAAUGAAAAUGCGCCCGUCAAGACAGUCGUAGCCAAAGAGUUUGAAAAGAUGGUGAUGGAUCCUACCAAGGAUGUCUUGAUUGAAGUGUAUGCUCCUUGGUGUCCACACUGUCAAAACUUGGCUCCCGUCUACCAGCGUUUGGGCGAAAUCGUUCAGGAAGCCAACCAUAAGGACGACACCGGUAUUGUGAUUGCUAAAAUGGACGGUACGACGAAUGAUAUACCUUUGUCCGCCGGUUUUCAAGUGAAUAGCUAUCCUACCAUCAAACUUUUCAAAGCAGAAACAAACGAAAUGAUUGAUUAUACGGGUCCUCGUACACUACGUGAUUUCGGGAAAUUCAUCUUGGAGCAUGCGACAAAGCAGAAUUUACAGAUAGAUCUGGAUGGUCUGGAAAAGCCAAACACGGACAAAGAAAAUUAUCCUCGCGAGGAGCUCUAAAUAACUUUAUCAUUUAUCGGGGGGCUUCAUUGUAUAGAAAAUGGCGAAAGAAAAUAAAAACUACAAAAGUUCGGAAUAGAGGGGAACUCACAAGAGUUGUUGAUAAUGGUGAUGUAACCUAUGUUGAGAGAGGAGUAUCAAUGUUCUGUGAGAAGCGACACUUACGCUGUACGCGAAGGAUGCAUGGGAUUUAUUAUUCUUUUACCAGCAAAUGCAAUAUUGUCGG
Messenger RNA from Mycotypha africana, 2104 nucleotides. Its product is annotated as thioredoxin-like protein. Gene Ontology annotation, molecular function: protein disulfide isomerase activity. Gene Ontology annotation, biological process: response to endoplasmic reticulum stress; protein folding. Gene Ontology annotation, cellular component: endoplasmic reticulum. The transcript is spliced from 3 exons. The record is from RefSeq and is a predicted model, not a curated record. Bases 253 to 1878 code for a protein of 541 amino acids. NCBI's taxonomy places the organism in Eukaryota, Fungi, Mucoromycota, Mucoromycetes, Mucorales, Mycotyphaceae.